Molecule: messenger RNA, 243 nt
Organism: Meloidogyne enterolobii
Lineage: Eukaryota; Metazoa; Nematoda; Chromadorea; Rhabditida; Meloidogynidae
Source: the annotation of a GenBank genome assembly
AUGAUUGAAGCUUUAAAAGGGCAUAUAGAAGAAGAGACUACUGGAAAUGUAACCCCAUACUUUACACCAGAAACACCAGCAACUUCGAGUUAUAUGCCGAUGCAUGAAUCUACUAAAAGGAAGAAGAAGUUGGGUAAAGGGAUAGCUAAAUUGGGAAAAGGCUUUAGUAAAUUGAUGGGUAAACUUAAAAGCAAGUCAAGUGGCAGUAGUGAAGAGAAAGUAAUUCGCCUUGGAAGAAAAUGA